UUGAUGAACUGUUGUGAAGACUGAAAGAGCCACAUUGUGCAUUUCUCUCUGCUGAAGUGUCUCACUGGUCCUGAGGUGGAAAUUUGUUGUUGCUCUUUGAGGAAGGAUGUACUGCAGGAGUGUGUGUUGUUGUAACCGCUGGUCAUCUGAGGACAGGUUAGAUGGGAAAACAGUCAUCAUCACCGGAGCCAAUACUGGUAUUGGCAAAGAGACAGCCAGAGACCUGGCAGGAAGAGGUGCACGUAUCAUCAUGGCGUGCAGGGACCUGGAGAGGGCAGAGGAGGCCAGGUCGGACAUUUUGGAAGACACAGGAAAUGAGAACGUGGUUAUCAGGAAACUGGAUCUGUCUGACACCAGGUCUAUUAGAGCCUUUGCUGAAAUCAUCAACAAAGAGGAGAAACAAGUGAAUAUCCUGAUAAACAAUGCAGGCAUCAUGAUGUGUCCCUACUCCAAGACUGCUGAUGGGUUUGAAAUGCAGUUAGGAGUCAAUCAUUUGGGUCACUUCCUGUUGACUUACCUGCUGCUGGACCUCAUAAAGCGGUCAGCCCCGGCCCGUAUUGUUGUUGUGGCAUCGGUGGCCCACACCUGGACUGGGCUUCACCUGGACGACAUCAACAGUGAAAGGAGUUACGAUACCAUGAAGGCCUACGGACAGAGCAAGCUGGCGAACGUCCUCUUUGCACGUUCACUAGCGAAACAAUUGCAAGGUACAGGGGUGAGCGUGUUCUCUCUGCACCCGGGUGUGGUGCAGUCUGACCUGUGGAGGCACCAGCACCAGUGUAUCCAGGUGGCAGUGAAGAUCUUCAGGGUUUUCACCAAGACAACAGUGGAGGGAGCGCAGACCACCAUCUACUGUGCCGUACAGCCAGGCCUGGAGAGUCAGAGUGGAGGGUACUUCAGUGACUGUGCUCCCGCAAGCUGCUCAAGAACUGCUUCUGAUGAUGAUUUGGCUCAGAAACUGUGGGACAUCAGCUGCAACAUGCUUGGCAUCACCUGGCAGUGAAUAGCUGCAAAUGAACUAUACAGGGAAGCAUAUUGUAUGCUACUGUAUGUAUACACAUCAUCAUUCAAACAGCACUGUUAAGCACUUUUAUAGAGACAUUAAUGUUACUGUUACUGUUGUGGAAAAGAUGCACAGUAUUUUAUGUCUUUAAGUACAGAAUAGUCCAAAAGAUUUUUGACCCACAUGACAAACUGUUAGAAUUCACUGGCAGUAUUUUUUGCAGAAUUUGAAAAAUGUUUAAACAAUUUUGAACUGUAUUUUUACUGACUUUCACUAUCUGAAGUGGGCAUUCUUAGUUUAGUUGGUUUUGUAUCUUGAGUGCAGAUAUUGUCUAUCUUUUAAAGAUGUUAGCUUGAUAGGCUCACUUUAUGUCUGCAGUCAGUUUAGCUCAAGUGUGACAGUGGGAUAGUUUUUGACAUUGAAGAGAACAGUGUGGCUUCAAACUGUCUCCAAAAUGACUUUAUCAAAGAAAUAACUAAAUGAAAUACUGUACCACAUGGCACACGUAUAGUAUUGUGAUUGACAAUUGAGACAUGUAAUAGGAAGUGAGUACAUUUCUGCUUUUAGAAUAGCACUUAGAAAAUCUUAAUGUAGAUUUAUUGAUUACUAAAAAUGAAUGAAUUAAUGUGCUUUUGUUGGACAGUUUUGUGUUAUGCAAUAUGCAGUUUCAGCUGAGGAAGCUUCAGACUAACAACAUUCUCUAUGAUGUGGCUGUAUUGAGGUGAUAUGUGUCAGCAUGUUGGAGUUUUCAGCACAGCUGAAUAUGUU
This is a messenger RNA of Thunnus maccoyii (southern bluefin tuna), 1771 nucleotides long. RefSeq lists its product as uncharacterized. Lineage: Eukaryota; Metazoa; Chordata; Actinopteri; Scombriformes; Scombridae. Bases 107 to 1003 code for a protein of 298 amino acids. The record is from RefSeq and is a predicted model, not a curated record. The transcript has 7 exons.